CAUGGAACGGGGCUUGUUCGUGUUGCUCCUGGGGGUGAUGGGGGCCUGCGCCGGCUCCUCCUCCUCCUCCACGCACUCCCAGUGCAAUUUCUACAUGGGGGUGUCAGAGCCCAGAGAGGGUAUCCCAUGGUUUACUGCUUUGAGCUACGUGGACGACCAGCUCUUUGUCCAGUACGACAGCGACACCAAGAAGGUCCAGCCCCGCGUCCCCUGGAUAAAGAAGGCGGAGAAGGACGACGCCCGAUACUGGGAGACAUUCACCCAGGCCUUGCAUGGCUGGGACCAGAUGUUCAGAGUGAAUGUGGAGGACGUACGGAACUAUUACAACCAGAGCAAGGGGUUUCAUACCUGGCAGCUGAUGUACGGCUGUGAGCUGAGGGAUGACGGGAGCAAAGGAGGAUAUAUACAGUAUGGCUACGACGGGAGCGACUACAUCGCCCUGGACAAGGAGACCCUCACCUGGACGGCCGCCGAUGUCCCGGCGCAAAACACCAAGAGGACGUGGGAGGCUGAACCUGCCCUUGCUCAGCGUGACAAGGCCUACCUGGAGGUGACCUGCAUUGAGUGGCUGCGGAAAUACCUGGACUACGGCAAGGAGACUCUGCUGAGGAAAGAGCGCCCCGUGGUGAAGGUGACGAGCCAGGCGGACCACAACGACAUGGAGACCCUCGUCUGCCAGGCCCACGGCUUCUACCCCAAGGCCAUCGAGACCACUUGGACGAGGGACGGGGAGGUCAUGGAGCAUAAGACCUUCCGCAGGGACGUCGCCCCCAAUUCAGAUGGGACCUACCACGCCUGGCUCAGCAUCAAGAUCGACCCGAAGGAUCGGGGCCACUACCGGUGCCGUGUGGGUCAUGACGGCCUGUCAAAGCCUCUGGUCGUGGCCUGGGAGGAGCCUGGUGCUUCCAACUUGGGGCUCAUUAUCAGGUGUGCUGUGGGGACCGUCUCUGUCCUGCUGGUAGCUGGGAUCGUUGGGAUCUAUUUCUACAAGAAACGUCAAGAUAGCUACAGAGCAGCAUCAAGUGAGUGA
This is a messenger RNA of Elgaria multicarinata webbii, 1030 nucleotides long. RefSeq names its product H-2 class I histocompatibility antigen, Q9 alpha chain-like. Gene Ontology annotation, biological process: immune response. The record is from RefSeq and is a predicted model, not a curated record. The coding region runs from base 2 to 1030 and encodes 342 amino acids. Lineage: Eukaryota; Metazoa; Chordata; Lepidosauria; Squamata; Anguidae. Gene Ontology annotation, cellular component: external side of plasma membrane. The transcript is spliced from 6 exons.